Molecule: messenger RNA, 981 nt
Organism: Penicillium manginii
Lineage: Eukaryota; Fungi; Ascomycota; Eurotiomycetes; Eurotiales; Aspergillaceae
Product: ankyrin repeat domain-containing protein
Exons: 1
Coding region: 1-981 (326 amino acids)
Molecular function (GO): protein binding
Source: RefSeq, a predicted model, not a curated record
AUGACAACCGUCGAUCACGAAAAUACUAUACAUAAGCCAAAAAGCGAUGGAUGGACACCACUCUAUGCUGCGUCAAGCAAUGGAUAUCUCGAGGUCGUCAAGUUUCUGUACACUCAUGGAGCGGAUUCUGACAUCCAUACUCCUAAUAAUGAAGGCUGGACACCUAUCAAUGUGGCGUCAAGCAAUGAAAAUCUCGAUGUCGUCAAGUUUCUGUACACUCAUGGAGCAUAUACCGACAUUCAUACGCCUAAUAAUGAAGGCUGGACACCACUAUAUACUGCGUCAAGCAAUGGAAAUCUUAAAGUCGUUGAGUUUCUGUAUGAGCAUGGCGCAGAUACCGAUGUUCAUCAGCCAACGAAGUAUGGCCGGACUCCAUUAGCUACAGCAUCUGAUUUGGGGCAUCUCGAAGUCGUCAAGUUUCUGUACGAGCAUGGAGCUAGCGUCGAAGCGGAGGACACCUGUGGACGAACGCCACUUUUUCUUGCAUCUGUGAGAGGCCAUGUGGAAAUCCUGCAUAAACUUUUCUCUUGUAGCGCUGCGGUCGAUACGAAGGACCGGUAUAGGUCAAUCCCACUCUUUACAGCUGUAAUAAAUGGGCAUCAGUUGGCCGUUGAUUGGUUCCUUGAUAUUCAGGGUGCUUCCCUCCAGUUGAAAGACGGCUUUGGUCACACCUUACUCUGGUGGGCUAAAAGAUGUGGGGAAACUGGAGUUGCCGAUGCCCUCAUCCAAUUUGCUGAAAUAAGAGGUAUCGAAGUAUGCGAGGAUGAUUUAGCUGUGGAGCCUAGUUUGAUGUCGAUAGGUGAAACUACUGGGCGUUGCGAUGCAUGCACUCGAUUAAUGUCCGCUUCAAGGGCCUCUCAUCAUUGCCAUAUCUGUAAUGCUAACAACUUCGAUAUUUGUCUGGAGUGCUUUGAGAUGGGUGCACGUUGUCUGAAUGAUUCUCACGAGUUAGUUUUGCAUCAGCCUACAGUUUCUUUGUAG